This is a messenger RNA of Paramecium octaurelia, 471 nucleotides long. Lineage: Eukaryota; Ciliophora; Oligohymenophorea; Peniculida; Parameciidae. The record is from the annotation of a GenBank genome assembly.
AAUUGUUGAAAGGGGAUAUGGGGAAAGCAAAGCCCUCUGUAUCAGAUCUACCUCAUUCCAGUUAUUAUUAUUUAUUGGAAAAAGAUAAAUGUAGAUGGAUUGGCGUGAAAGAAAUUACAUCUGAUUGGCAGUAUGGGAGCAUACAACAUCAUGACAAGUCAAAAACUGUAAAUUUGCCAAAAUAUCCUUUUGUUUAUGGACUCAAGAACAAGUAAUCAAAUAUCUUAGAGUAGACCUCCAACUCCUUUUGGGAAAGUGAUUAAAAUGAAUUAUGGAAAUGAAGCAGCAGGUUUUAUAGAGAAUAUAUAUCGAAUGAGGAGUUAACGAAUUCCUAAGAAGCAGAUUAUACAAAACAACAAAUCAUAUUCUUUGAGAUUAGAGCAUAAUACUAAAAAUAAAGAAGAAGAGAAUAAAAAAUUCAAGAUAAAGAGAUUUUUAGAUAAUAAAAUCGAAAAUAUAUAUUAAUUAUGA